AUGCAUUCUUUCAAUAUUGAACUACUUGAUGGAAGAAGAAUGUGUGAAAAGUUUCCAUGUCCAACCACAAUCCUUCCUCCUAAUCGUCACGACCUUAUUGGAAGACAAAUAAAGAAAAGAAUGAAGUCAGUUGUUAAAUUAAAAGAUAUGGUGAUGGUGGUUCAAGCAAGAAAGGGGAAGGCUGGGAAGAAAGCUCAAAGUGUAGUUGAUGGUAGGCAAAAUGGAAGUCAGAGUGUAGUUGAUGGUAGGAAAUCUAGUGGUAUAGGUGAUGGAAGUUCAAAAAAGAUUCAUCGUGAAAAUUUUCAAAACUCGUUCGAUUACAUUGUUGAACCGUUGUAUGCAUCGAGAGUUGUGACGUCUUUUCCGUUCUUCUCAAAGGCUCUAAAACACAAGUCAAACCUGCUAAAUUCCAAUGUUAACGUGUUCUUGAUUAAUAAGAGACUUCAUCAAAUGAUUCUGAUAGGAUGGCAAGUAGUGCUUCUUUUUCUAUCUCCCAUUCUCACUAUGGCAGAGUCCUCGAAUACACCAUGGUCAAUGUGGUCAAGCAACUUUGGUGCUGAGCAAACAUUGCUUUACAGAUGGACAAUCUUCAGUGCAAGCUUUUGUGUACUUGUUGCUCUUUUUCUUUCCACAUAUCUUAUCUUUGAGCAUUUAGCUGCUUACAAUCAGCCUGAGGAGCAGAAGUUCUUAAUUGGAGUUGUUCUGAUGGUUCCUGUUUAUGCAUUGGAAUCGUAUUUGUCGCUAUUGGAUGCAGAUGCUGCAUUCAACUAUGAAAUAAUCAGGGACUGGUAUGAAGCUUUUGCUUUAUAUUGCUUUGGGAGAUAUCUUAUUGCCUGCUUAGGUGGAGAGGAUAGUACUAUUGAGUUCAUGGAAAGUAAAAGCCGUAUCAGCUACAGCAUACCCCUUAUAGAAGAAUCAUAUACUUAUGGAGUCGUGGAACACCCUUUCCCUCUCAAUUGCUUCCUCAAGGAGUGGUAUCUUGGUCCUGACUUCUAUCAGGCAGUCAAAAUUGGCAUUGUGCAAUAUAUGAUAUUGAAGCUGAUCUUUGCGCCGUUAGCAAUGAUUUUUCAGUUUCUUGGUGUUUAUGGGGAAGGGAAGUUUGAAUUGAGAUACGCGUACCCAUACAUGGCAGUUGUUCUUAACUUCAGCCAGAGCUGGGCUUUGUAUUGCCUUGUGCAGUUCUAUUCAGUGACCAAGGAUAAGCUGGCACCAAUCAAACCUUUGGCCAAGUUCUUGACCUUCAAGUCCAUUGUAUUCUUGACAUGGUGGCAAGGUGUUGGUGUAGCCAUUCUUUUUUCCAUGGGAGCCUUCACAGGACCCUUAGCUGAUCAGCUACAAACACGUAUCCAGGAUUAUAUAAUCUGUCUUGAGAUGGGUGUUGCUGCAGUGGUGCACUUGUAUGUUUUCCCAGCCGGACCGUACAAGCGCGGAGAGCGAUGCGUACGCGAUGUUUCCGUGAUGACGGACUACGCGUCGUUAGGAGCACCACCUGAUCCAGAAGAGGUGCGCGACUCCGAGAGAACCCCCAGAUUACGCCUCGGCCUACCCGAUGACAGACCGAAGCGUCCCAAAUUACAUCAGAGUGUUCGCGAUGUCGUCUUCGGAAGUGGCGAGAUUAUCGUUGAUGACAUGAAGUAUACGGUUUCCCACGUGGUAGAACCGGUUGAAAGGGGAUUAGCGAAAAUAAAUAGAACUUUUCAUGAGAUAUCGGAAAAUAAAAAGGGAGUUCCAGCGACAGCAAGCUCUCUAAUGCCAGGCGAUCAAAGAACCCCUUUUCUCAAUCUCCAUACAGAUAAUACGCUCACUCUCUCUCAGGUGGAUCUGUAUAAAUACGGGCAAGCAAAUAGAAAAUACAGAAAUAUAUGAAUAUCGUUGCAGCUGAUAAUAGAGGUACACUCCUACUAACUACUGAUCUUGAUUUGUGCACACGGGAUGCAAAUUAUUUGAUUAUAGAAUUACAAGACUGUAUAUUGUAUACGUCUAAUAUCCACUCAACUUAGAAUAUCAAAUAUGUUUGGGAAGUUGUGAAUAUGUUUUGGGUUGGAUUUGGAUUUAUCAGUCAUACCAGUAACAAAAACAAAAACAUGAAUUUCUUUUGGCUUUUGGUACUGUUGAUUGUUGAGUAAAAAAACAAUAUCGCACAUUUCAUUUGGUAAGUAAGAGUCAAACAUUUUUAUUUCAGUUGUCUGUAAUUAUUAUAUAAUUUUGUUGAGAUUGAUUUGUUUUGCAAGUA
This is a messenger RNA of Lactuca saligna, 2233 nucleotides long. The record is from the annotation of a GenBank genome assembly. Lineage: Eukaryota; Viridiplantae; Streptophyta; Magnoliopsida; Asterales; Asteraceae.